This is a messenger RNA of Cladophialophora yegresii CBS 114405, 2295 nucleotides long. RefSeq lists its product as uncharacterized. The transcript has a single exon. Bases 1 to 2295 code for a protein of 764 amino acids. Lineage: Eukaryota; Fungi; Ascomycota; Eurotiomycetes; Chaetothyriales; Herpotrichiellaceae. The record is from RefSeq and is a predicted model, not a curated record.
AUGUCUUCUUCGCAACCGGCGAAGAAGCCCAAGAAGACGAUACAUGAGUUCUUUGAACCCUACCUCAAAAGCACUGUGCCAGCAAAAAGAUCAUCGCCGUCGCUCGAAGAGUCAGAAGGGGCCGGGACCUCACGCAAGGAUGAAGCACACACAAGGACGCCCAAGGCGAAGGACAAACAAAAUAUCAACAACGAUCGCGUGAAGCCACCGGGAUCCUCUGCGCGAUCACCAUUCUCGGCACCUGGCUCUAGAACCUCGCUUUCCAUCCGGAGUAAAACCUCCCACGCAAAGACGCCUAUAGCUCCAGCAUCGGUCUACAAACAAGCCUCGAUCUUCAGUUCACCCACUUGGAAUGACGCCACUCCGAAACAACCGCAACCAAAGUCCUUCUCGUUCGCCGACCUACCAAGUUCGGCGCAAGCGGUACUCAAGGAUGGCGAGGUAAUAGAAGUGCUUGACUCGGAUGAGGACGAUACAGACUCGCUCGAGUCGCUGGAGGAUUUCUUUGUCAGCAAGAAGACCGGCCACAGUGCUCCAUUCUCGUCCUCACCUGACGAUGAUCAGGCUGCGCUUGAGGCGGAACGUGUAAGGACGUUGGGUCUGUUUCUGGGAACGUCGCGCAAGCAGGGCCCGUUGGUGGGCAAAGACAAGAUCCGGGAAUUGCGCGCCAAAGAGAAAGCCUUCGCGUUCAACAUGGCCAGCCUGUUAGACGACCAUUUCGAAGACGAGGAGGUGGAGAGUAACGUGCGGAAAGCCAGAGCAGAUGUUGAGGAGGCGGCCAAGGGGCAAGAAGCAGCCAACGCUCCGGAUGUGGACAAGAAGCUUUUGGCUGCUGUUGCAACGACGGAGGAUGGCGAGCACGGGGUCGCGAGACUGAUGGACGCCGUUGACCGCACCGAAGCCCUGACGUCGCAGCAAGUCUUCUUGUUCUGCGGGGUGAACGCGUUAAACGACUGGCACGACGAAGAGCCUUCUGACCACCCCUUCCCCGAAGAUGCCAUUCCCGACGAUCUAUGGAAGAAAGGAGAUAAUGAGGCCAGAUCAAGGGCAUACCUGUCCGGCUACAUGGCCGACUUAGCGACGCGCCGCGGCGUGAAAGACCAAGUCCUAAACUGGACUUUGGAGAAUGUCGUACUCGAGCGGUCGGACGAACUCCGACAAGCAUACAUUGAUUGCCUACGGAGCGCAAGUUCAACGUGGACGAGAAAUCACGUCUCAGCCCGGGACGUCCAGAGUGUCUUUCAAACCAUGGGCGCCGAUACCAACAGCCUUAAAGAUUCUGUCGAGAUCAAGCCCAGGCAUCGACUGCUUAAAGCGCCGGCCAGGCGGAAUCCCAAGUAUCUGCUCGCAGUCUUGGACCUCUUCCAAGCGAUCUGCCAGGACAUGGAUUUCCAGGCUCUAAGCAAACUAACUUCUGUGCUCUGUCGGCUCGUCAUUGACGCGGAAGUCAUGAGCGACGGGUGUAUCAGCGCCAGAGUCGAGGACCUGCUGGGCCUUCUUCUAGCUCUUCCCGAUGUCGAAAUGCGUACCCAUGUCGCCGAGCGUAUGCUAGCCGACGUGGGCAAGUAUCUCAAAGAUCCAACCCUGCAGGCUCACCUCCUAUCCCACAUUCCGCCGACCUCCCCUUUAGCAUGCAAAGUACGCGUCCUCCUCAGCCAAGUCUUCCUUCUCGGCUCGUCUGUCCUCAAAAAGUCGACCUUGGUCUCCCCCAACGUCUCCCUCGACAUUCUGACCAACCACAUCUCCACAUCACCUGACUUCGACACGAAACGAAGAAAAGGAGGCAGCACAAUUGAUUAUAUCGCUCUGCGCGCUCGCACUCAUCUCUUGGAUGUCGCCAUCUGUGACGGCGGCCUCCCAGCUUCUUUCACCAGCCGUGCCGAUGAACAGGCCUUCAACAAAUCCGUCGAUCGCCUCGCCGACGCGGUCAAAACGAUCGAAGUAGCUAUAAAUGAUCCAGGGGCCUCGCACAUGACGAGGACAGAAGCCAAAGACGAUCUUAGAGCCUUGCAGACAAGGUUACUCUUCUGUGUGAGGACGGAGGUGCGCCCGAAACGGCAUAUCUUCGACGGCACGAAAAUGAGGGAGGCGGCGGAGGUCAGGAGUGAGGAGCAGGGAAAGGAUUUCAUGAAACGGUUUUUGGGACGGGUGAAGGAUAAGAAGGCAGAGAAGGGACGAGAUGAUGACGGUGGCACGCUUGUUGCUAACGACGAGAAGUCGGUGAAUUCCACGUCAUCGAGUGGGACUUCGGAGACGGAGAAGCAGAUUCGCAGGCAGUUGAAUCUCGACGGCUGA